This is a messenger RNA of Ornithodoros turicata, 741 nucleotides long. RefSeq lists its product as uncharacterized. The transcript has a single exon. The coding region runs from base 1 to 741 and encodes 246 amino acids. The record is from RefSeq and is a predicted model, not a curated record. NCBI's taxonomy places the organism in Eukaryota, Metazoa, Arthropoda, Arachnida, Ixodida, Argasidae.
AUGGUAUCCUUUGAUGUGGUGUCUCUGUUCACCAACGUUCCUAAGGAUCUUGCGGUACAGGUGGCGGAGGCACGACUACGCCAGGACAGCAGUCUGCCAACUCGAACAUCGCUCACAGUUGAAGAAGUGGUUAUUCUUUUGAGGUUUUGCCUCAAUCAGACGCACUUCAACUUCAAUGGCAGGACUUACCACCAGAUCGAAGGCUGUCCCAUGGGUAGCCCUGUGUCAGUCACCUUAGCUAAUCUUGUCAUGGAGCAUAUUGAAGAAACCGCCAUGGAACGAUUUUGCCACCCGGUCAAGUUCUAUCACCGCUACGUCGACGACACGUUCGUGAUUCUCAACAGUGACCACGUUGAUGACUUCCACUCGGUUCUAAACAGCAUUGCGCCAUCGAUCAAUUUCACUUACGAGAUGGAACAAAAUGGCAAGCUUCCUUUCUUGGAUGUGUGUGCGCGCCGAUGUAGCCCAGGCGGCAUUCAAACAUGUGUCUACCGAAAGCCUUGUGAUACCGGCAGUUUCCUUGGUUUUCACUCACACCACCCCACGGAGCACAAACGCAGUGUGGUACGAACGUUAUUUCACAGAUCUGAACAGUUAUCAUCCUGCACUGAGUUACAAGCUUCUGAGGACGCGACGAUCGCCGAUUAUCUGGACAAACGUGGCUACCCACGCAGGUUUAUCGAGGACACUCGCAAGCGCAUGCAAACAUCUGGACCGCGCGACGGGAACCGCACCCACUAG